AUGGACAACUUCACGCCGGAGCAGUACGACCGGUUCGAGGCUUACCGCCGCCAUGCGCUGCCCAAGCAAGCAGUCAGAAAGGUUGUCCAGCAAGCGCUCGGACAGCAGGUCUCGCAGCCGAUCGCGCAGAUAAUCGCCGGUUUCUCGAAAGUCUUCGUCGGCGAAAUCAUAGAGAAAGCCCGAGCGGUCCAAUCGCGUCGAGGGGAAUCGGGACCAUUAUCCCCGGACCACCUGCGGGAAGCAUACCGGAUAUACCAGCAGGAGACAGGCAGGGUUGGCGCAGCUCGGCCAUUGCGCGCGAAGCGUCUCUUUGUACGUUAG
Gloeophyllum trabeum ATCC 11539 is the source of this 321-nucleotide messenger RNA. RefSeq names its product TAFII28-domain-containing protein. The record is from RefSeq and is a predicted model, not a curated record. The transcript has 3 exons. Lineage: Eukaryota; Fungi; Basidiomycota; Agaricomycetes; Gloeophyllales; Gloeophyllaceae. Gene Ontology annotation, molecular function: protein heterodimerization activity; transcription coactivator activity. The coding region runs from base 1 to 321 and encodes 106 amino acids. Gene Ontology annotation, cellular component: nucleus; transcription factor TFIID complex. Gene Ontology annotation, biological process: transcription initiation at RNA polymerase II promoter; RNA polymerase II preinitiation complex assembly.